GUGUGGCAGACAUGAUUUCUCAACGCGUCUGUCUUUUCCGGUUAUCCGGUAGCGUGUGCGAGGAUGAAGCAAAUUGUAACAAGUCAAACCGUGAAAAUACCUAAGGACUUGACCGUUACGGUCAAGUCCCGUUUGGUAACUGUCAAAGGACCGAGGGGUGUUCUUAAACGUUCUUUCAAGCAUCUUGCACUCGACAUUCGUAUGAUUAGUCAAAGGCUACUGAAAGUAGAAAAAUGGUUCGGCACGAAGAAAGAAUUAGCUGCUGUGCGUACCGUCUGUUCACACAUAGAAAAUAUGCUUAAAGGUGUAACUAAGGGCUAUCAAUACAAAAUGCGAGCUGUAUAUGCUCACUUCCCCAUCAAUUGUGUUACCACCGAAAAUAACACGGUCAUUGAAAUCCGUAAUUUCUUGGGGGAAAAAUACAUUCGUCGUGUGAAGAUGGCACCAGGCGUGACCGUUACAAAUUCAGCUAAACAAAAGGACGAAUUAAUUAUUGAAGGAAAUUCGUUAGAAGACGUUUCCCGUUCUGCUGCCUUAAUACAGCAGUCUACAACUGUAAAGAACAAGGACAUUAGGAAGUUCUUAGAUGGUCUCUAUGUAUCUGAAAAAACAACAGUUGUACAAGAAGAAUAAAUAUUAUACACAAUUUAAA
Messenger RNA from Megalopta genalis, 652 nucleotides. It is a transcript of the gene RpL9, whose product is annotated as ribosomal protein L9. Gene Ontology annotation, cellular component: ribosome; cytosolic large ribosomal subunit. Gene Ontology annotation, biological process: cytoplasmic translation. Lineage: Eukaryota; Metazoa; Arthropoda; Insecta; Hymenoptera; Halictidae. Gene Ontology annotation, molecular function: structural constituent of ribosome; rRNA binding. The record is from RefSeq and is a predicted model, not a curated record.